Xenia sp. Carnegie-2017 is the source of this 2184-nucleotide messenger RNA. Its product is annotated as cyclic nucleotide-binding domain-containing protein 2-like. NCBI's taxonomy places the organism in Eukaryota, Metazoa, Cnidaria, Anthozoa, Malacalcyonacea, Xeniidae. The record is from RefSeq and is a predicted model, not a curated record.
AUGGAGAUGAAAGAAAAUCGUUCGGAAACGGCGAUUGGUUUAAGAAACCAAAGAGACGCAGGCCACUUAAGUUCAGUAAGCAAGAAUAAAAAGGAAGAAUCAUUCGUCACACAACCAUCGUGCAAUUCAAGAAACACUCCUUUACAACAGAAUGUUAAAAACAGCAAUAAAAAGCUCUUGAGAGCAAGAUCAGCACCACCAAGCUCACGGCAGCUUCUUAAUCCACGCGAGAUACUCCAAUUACGUGGCAAAAAUUUUCAGCAAAAUGAUAAAACAUUUGAUAUGACUUCAUACUUGAGAGAAAAGUCGUUUUCGCGAAGAGUGCAUAGACUUAUGUAUGAAACCGCCAAGGAGAACACAAAAAGCGUAGAUUUCAAAAAUUUACCACAAGCUUUUCAAGAUUGCGGAGAUGUUAUGAUCGGGAACCAGCUUUUAGACAAAAGAAGAGAUUUACAGCAUCAAAGAACUAUGAACCUAUCAUGGGCUCAAUCAAAGAUCAAACAAACAUUUCAAAAUGUGGUUUUAUUGUGCCGAGUUCGGCUCAUAAUGGCACAAAACUCGAUUGAUUUAGCACCAGCAAGUGAAAAACAAAUUGCUUGGGCAGAGAGACGACAUACAAGAGAAACAGCAGAAGUGCUUUUCAGCAAGUCAUUGUACCAGAAAUCACAAAUGAUUUACUCUUACGUACCGAAGUGGGCGGAAGUAAUAUUAAGAAAAUGUCCAAAUGAUAGAACCGAUGGAGAAAUUAUGCGAGUUCACGCAAUGAUGCAAGGCCUCUUCACAUACGAUAAAUUUACGCGAAGAAUUCAACUCGCCAUGUGUCGCUCCAUGAAGUUUUUACGAAUUCGAUACCCACGCGUGAUACUACGGAAGGGUCACAUUGGACAAGCUUUCUAUUUAAUUUUCAGUGGUUCAGUGUUUGUUAACAUAGAAGGAUUCAAUGCUGAAACAAACAAAGUAGUUUAUAAAACUGUCAGUACAUUACAUCAGGGCGAUGCUUUUGGAGAAGUUGCUCUGUUGCGCAACGUAAGUCGCACAGCUUCAGUCGUUGUAAAAGAGGAUGUCGAACUCAUGGUUAUCCAUAAAGAUGUGUUCGAAAAUGUUUGCUCCAAAAUAUACGAAAGCGAAAUGAAAGAGAAAAUGGAAUUUUGUAGACAUUUGCCGCUUUUUAAAAACUGGAGGGAUGAUGCAAUCAAACGCAUUUGCCAGGAAUCUCAAAUACAUAAAUACAAAUCAAACAAAAUUAUAGUACGUAGCAGCAAAAAUGAAGAAGAAUGGAUGUACUUUUGUAUGGAGGGACAAUGCAGUGUCAUAAAAGCAAUGGAUUUUAAUAAAAGGCCGCGACAUUCAAAAAAAUUUUUCAUACGACGUCUAGAAGACGAGAACAGUAGUUGUGGCUGUUAUCUUUCACUUUUAUCAGACUCGGAUAAAGAGAAAAACGAUCGCUCUCAGGUAAAGGAGAUUAAAAAUGAACUGGAGUAUUUCUUUGAGCAGAUUGACUUAAGGAAGAUCGCUAACACAAGCAAGUUGGACGAAGAUUACAGGGUUGUUUCAAGAAAUGUCAAAGAGAAAGAGGAAAAAUUGAAGAAGAUGGGAGGAGCAGAAGAAGUACUUUCUACAUUCGGUAAAAGCUACAACCAUUUACCUCAGAGUAGAAAUGGAGGUCUACACUCAUACAAGAAAACAGAUAAGUGGCGUUCAACAAUCAUUCGUAAAAAUCAUGAUGUUGAAAUGGAACUGAGGAAAGAACUCACAAUCUUCCACAACGAAUAUUCUACUGGUACCCCGAAUACACACGUGACUUAUCUAAAUAUAGCAACAAUGAAGAGUGGAGAUGUUUUUAACUUACGAGAAGUUCUUCAUUGUACAGGUAGAGAACUUCUUCUAGUCAGCCGCAAAGCCAAGAUUUUACAAAUCAAGAAACAGUUAUUUUUUAAAUACGCCACAAAGGAAUCCCUCCUUGUUGCCAAUAUUUUAGCAUUGGAAUCAAGCUAUCCAGACGAUGAAAUAUUGUAUUAUAACUUUCGUGAAAAAUGUCUGUGGGAACAAGAGAAGACGAACGUGUUAAGACAAGCAAUCCAGAUACGAAAUUUUACACAUAAUGAACGAAAUGAAAAACCAAGAAAGCUGACAGCAAAAGAACGAGCAAAGAGUGCUCAAAAAGCAGCAAGAAAGUUUUUAUGA